GCACAGUGUCAGACCUCAAGAUCGUUUGACCUUUGUAACAAACAUUUUUGUUAAACAUGGAAUUGACAGCAGAAAGUCACUCCAUUCCUCUAUCUGACGGAAACAACAUACCCUUGAUAGGACUGGGAACUUAUGCAAAUCCCCGCGAGACUCCUAAAGGAACUGCAUAUGAAUCUGUCAAAAUUGCGAUCGAAACGGGCUACAGACAUAUUGACGGAGCUUUGGUCUAUUACAAUGAACACGAAGUGGGGCAAGCAAUAAGAGACAAAAUAGCCGAUGGAACUGUGAAAAGAGAGGACAUCUUCUAUUGUGGAAAGUUGUGGAACACAUUUCAUCCACCCGAGCUAGUACGACCUACUUUAGAGAAAACCCUGACAACAUUACAGCUGGAUUAUGUUGACCUCUAUAUUAUAGAAUUGCCCAUGGCUUUCAAGCCAGGAGAUGUAUUUCACCCCAAAGAUGAGAGUGGGAAGUGGCUUUAUCAUGAAACGGACCUCUGUGCCACAUGGGAGGCUUUAGAAGCUUGUAAAGACGCUGGCCUUGUAAAAUCUCUUGGGGUUUCAAACUUCAACAAGCGACAACUAGAGCUAAUCCUUAACAAGCCGGGGCUGAAACACAAACCUGUGUCAAACCAGAAUGGCUUCUUGACAGCCACCCUUCCACUAAGACCAUUUCUGGUUGAAUGCCACCCCUAUUUCACCCAGCCAAAGUUGCUUGAAUACUGCCGGCAGAAUGGUAUCGUCAUUGUUGGUUACAGCCCGCUGGGAACAUCCAGAGAUCCAUCUUGGGUAAACCUAAAAUGCCCCCCAAUGCUGGAAGAUGAGCUGCUGGUAUCGAUUGCCAAAAAGUACAACAAGACCACGGCUCAGGUGUGUCUGCGGUUCAAUGUACAGAGAGGCGUGGUGGUCAUCCCAAAGAGCUUCAGCCCUGCUCGCAUAAAGGAAAACUUUGAGAUAUUCGAUUUCUCUCUCUCUGACGCUGAUAUGAAGGCAGUUGAAGGGUUGAACAAAAACAUCCGCUUUGUGGAGCUUCUCAUGUGGUCUGACCAUCCAGAGUAUCCAUUUCAUGAUGACUUUUAGACACCACAGACAGCAACACGUUGUUCGAGAGUGAUUAAAUUUUGCAUCUUUACUUUGCUAAAAAUAAUAUUUAAUUGCUAUUAGCUAAUUAAAAAAAACUUAAAUUUACAGCACACAAUAUAAUACACUUCCUCGGGUAAAGGGUUUCACUGCUGAGCCGUGCUGUGGGAAGAAUAAUGAAGGUCUGCUCUCACAGAUGUCUUUAGUUUUGUAAAAGUCUUACAGAUAAGUUUUGAGUGACAAAACAAACAAACUUGGGAUAGUAAAUGUUUGCAAACUACAGAAUAAAGAUAAGGUGUGGCUAAAUCAAAACAAGACUGUUAACUAAGUAUAGAACCAGAACCAACAGUUUCUCUGUUACUAUCAAUAACUCGCCGGUCUCCGUUUCUUCCUCUGUGAAAAGUUUGGGUGUCAUCCUCGACAGUACUCUAUCUUUCAAUUCACACAUUAAUAAUGUCACUCGGUCUGCAUAUUUUCAAUUGCGCAACAUUAAUCGUCUCCGUCCUUUUCUCACCCCACAUGCCACUGCCAUUCUUGUCCAUAGCCUUGUUACUUCCCGGAUUGAUUAUUGUAAUUCACUUCUUUUUGGUCUUACUCAAAAAUCCAUCCACAAGCUUCAACGCAUCCAGAAUUCUGCUGCCCGUAUCAUCACCAGGACCCCUUCUAUCCACCACAUCACUCCUGUUCUGCAGCAGCUUCAUUGGCUCCCGGUCAAAUAUCGUAUCAAUUUCAAAAUACUGUUGUACCCAUUUAAAGCUAUUCAUCAUCUCUCUCCUCCAUAUCUCUCUGAUCUGGUUAACAUCACCGCCCCAUCUCGUUGUCUCAGAUCUUCUUCUUCCCUUUCACUCUCCGUCCCCUCCCCCCGUCUUGUCACCAUGGGGAGCUUUUAUGCUUUUAUGAUUGUGUAAACUCUUUGCUUCUAUGUUGCUUUUUACUCUACUGUGUACAGUGACCUUGAGUGUUUUGA
Messenger RNA from Pelmatolapia mariae (spotted tilapia), 2046 nucleotides. Its product is annotated as aldo-keto reductase family 1 member D1-like. The transcript is spliced from 10 exons. Bases 57 to 1079 code for a protein of 340 amino acids. NCBI's taxonomy places the organism in Eukaryota, Metazoa, Chordata, Actinopteri, Cichliformes, Cichlidae. The record is from RefSeq and is a predicted model, not a curated record. Gene Ontology annotation, cellular component: cytosol. Gene Ontology annotation, molecular function: aldose reductase (NADPH) activity; Delta4-3-oxosteroid 5beta-reductase activity. Gene Ontology annotation, biological process: bile acid biosynthetic process.